CAGGGCACAGAUACUGAGAAGCUGCAACCAAGUAAGAGCGAGGGGUCCGUAUUCUGUGCAGCCUCUCCCGUUCCCUGUUCCACUAUGCCUCUGUGGCCCUAAUUUGUAUGGGAGUUUGGAAACGGUCCAUGCAGAGGUUCUGAAGAGGCAACGUAUGAGAGGAUGGAAGCCCUGGGAAUGUACGAGUUUAAUGCUUCUGGGGAAGAUGAGCUGAGCUUCAAAAAAGGGGACAUACUAAAGAUCUUAAGUUCUGACGAUAACUGGUAUAAAUCUGAACUCCAUGGAUCUGAGGGCUAUGUUCCCAAAAACUAUGUGGAAGUGCAUUUUCCCAGGUGGUACUGUGAGAACAUUUCCCGUGGAGAGGCUGAGAGUAUACUCAUAGGCAGAUAUGUGGGAGCAUUCAUCAUACGUGCCAGCCAAACUUCCAAAGGGGAAUUCUCUUUGUCAGUCAGGGAUGAAGAUGAUGUUCAGCAUUUCAAGGUAAUGAGAGACAACCGUGGCAACUAUUUCUUGUGGACAGAGAAGUUCAAGUCCCUUAAUAAGUUAGUGGAUUACUAUAAAGCUGCAUCAAUUUCACGACAGAAAGAGAUCUUCUUACGGGAGGAAGGCUCAGAAGCACAGGUGAAACAAGUGGAAAAACAAGGAAGGGAUCCCAGACCAUCAGGAGGAGCGAAUGCAGGGAAAUUAAUGCCAAUGGGCUCACAGAUGAACUACCCGGAGCCAGAACCCAUCAGAACUAACAUUGUUUCCUCAAAACCAGCUUGUGUUCCCCCAGAGGUGAGUCACCAGAAUCCUGUGGCACAGGCAAGUGGAGAAUGCAGCAAAAUCCCUUCUUCACUCAAGAGGCCAAGCAACCCUCAGCGGGCACAGGCCUCUUCCACCCCACAGCGAAUACAGAUGGUAAAGGCUCUCUAUGAUUUCCAGGCCAUGGAGCCUGAUGAACUUGGCUUUAAAUAUAGUGACGUCAUCGAAGUACUGGACUGCUCUGAUAGAUCUUGGUGGAUGGGACGGUUGGGAGAAAGGGUGGGCCUCUUCCCAACCAACUACGUGACCAUCAUUGACCGAUGACAGCAUUUGGAUACACAGGCACAGACCAGUAAGGCACAUCUUUAGAAUAACAAGAAAAUGAAUACAAGGGUGGAGCACAAAUAGGAUGAGGAGUCAAGCCACUUGGGUACCACCAGUAACGAACUGUGUACUUUUCCGAACAAACUGGCAUCUGUACAUUUCCACACAUAUUUAUAUUCCUUGUUGUUUUUAUACAUUGUCAAGGCUCAAAAAAUUAAAACAAUUUUGGUUA
This is a messenger RNA of Xenopus laevis (African clawed frog), 1300 nucleotides long. RefSeq names its product GRB2 related adaptor protein 2 L homeolog (gene grap2.L). Bases 163 to 1068 code for a protein of 301 amino acids. The record is from RefSeq and is a predicted model, not a curated record. Lineage: Eukaryota; Metazoa; Chordata; Amphibia; Anura; Pipidae. The transcript is spliced from 8 exons.